Messenger RNA from Thlaspi arvense, 1929 nucleotides. Lineage: Eukaryota; Viridiplantae; Streptophyta; Magnoliopsida; Brassicales; Brassicaceae. The record is from the annotation of a GenBank genome assembly.
AUGGAAGAACACACUCAAGAUCGCCGUGAAAUUGCGUUCUUGCACUCCGGCGAGUUUCUCCGGGGAGAAUCCACCUCAACUGAUCAUCAAACGAACGAGUCUCCGGUGGAUCAUCAUCACCAGCCGUCUAUCAAAGAAGUUGAUUUCUUCGCCGCCAAAAGUCAGCCGUAUGAUCCUAGUUAUGUGAGAACGACGAAUAUCGUUGGAUCUUCCAGUUUUAACGUAAGGUUUCAUAUUAUAUAUUCAUACACAACAUUUGAUGAUAUAUAUAUAUAUAUAUAUGUUGGACGUUAUUAAUUAUACGUUAAAUUCAUGUCAUAUUAGGACGAGUUAGUUUUGGUAAAUUCACGUCUUGGAACAUCAAGUGAUGAUGGUGAUGACAAAACCAAAACCCAAAUUAGUAGGCUGAAAUUGGAGUUAGGGAGACUUCACGAGGAGAAUCACAAGCUGAAGCAUUUAUUAGAAGAGAUAAGUGAGAGUUACAACGACCUUCAAAGUAGAGUUUUGAUGGCCAGACAGACACAAGUGGAAGGUCUUCAUAAACACGAGGAUAUACCUCAAGAUGUAUCUUCACAAGCUCUAAACGAUAGAAGAGCAAUGCAUAUGAACGAUGAAACUCCAGCCAACACUUUGAAACGACGGUCUCCGGACGACGUGGAUGAUCGUGAUCUGCACCGAGGUUCACCAAAAACUCCGAGAUUGGACCAAAACAAGAUUGUUAACCAUGAAGAACAACAAAACCCUCAUGAUCAGUUACCUUUUAGAAAAGCUAGGGUUUCCGUUAGAGCGAGAUCUGAUGCCACCACGGUAAAUGACGGAUGUCAAUGGAGAAAAUACGGGCAAAAGAUGGCGAAAGGGAAUCCAUGUCCUCGCGCUUACUAUCGUUGCACCAUGGCCGUGGGAUGUCCUGUCCGUAAACAGGUCCAACGAUGCGCCGAGGAUACAACAAUCUUGACAACAACGUACGAAGGAAACCAUAACCAUCCUCUUCCACCGUCAGCCACCGCCAUGGCCGCAACUACCUCCGCCGCAGCCGCCAUGCUCUUAUCAGGCUCCACCACCAGCAACAUCAACCAAACUCUCUCUACGCCUUCCGCCACGUCAUCAUCUUCCUUCUACCAUAACUUCCCAUACACCUCCACAAUCGCCACUCUCUCCGCCUCCGCUCCUUUCCCAACCAUUACUCUAGACCUCACCAACCCACCUCGACCGCUACAACCGCCGCUCCCGCCGCACUUUCUGAGCCAGUACGGUCCCACAGCGUUUUUACCAAACGCUAAUCAAGUUAGGUCUAUCAAUAAUCAUCCGCAGUUAUUAUUACCUAAUUUGCUGGGCCCACAUGCACCACCACCACGUGACAUGGUAGAUACGGUUAGGGCUGCUAUUGCGAUGGAUCCAAAUUUCACGGCGGCACUUGCGGCGGCGAUCUCAAACAUUAUCGGAGGAGGUAACGACAAUAAUAAUGAUAAUAAUAAUACGAAUAACAAGGUUGAUAGUAAAAGUGGAGGAAGCAGUAACGGAGAUUCGCCACAGAUUCCACAGUCUUGCACCACUUUUUCCACAAACUAAAUUAAGUACUUUAUAUAUAUAUAUAUAUAUGUUCCUUCUUAUAUUAUCACACACACAUAUAUACAGUAAGUCUGUAUAUAAAUAUAAAUAUAUAUGAGCAUAUUCUUCAGUUCUCUAAUGUACAUAGGCAAACAUAUACAUGAUGUGGAAAGAGCAUAAAAGGUUUUUGACCCGAUUCGAUUUUGGCUAUUGUGUGUGUAUUUUUUCUUUUCUUCUUCUAUAUAAUGAACGAGGGAGAGUGUAGGUUUUUUGUUCGUUAUUUUUGUAGUUUUUCUGAACAAUAUAUAUAAUUCUAUAUAUAUGUAAUGAUAUGUUGGAUUUUACAACUUUUUUUAAUAUAUAAUGAUAAAUGACAACAUU